Psilocybe cubensis is the source of this 528-nucleotide messenger RNA. RefSeq lists its product as uncharacterized. NCBI's taxonomy places the organism in Eukaryota, Fungi, Basidiomycota, Agaricomycetes, Agaricales, Agrocybaceae. The transcript has a single exon. The record is from RefSeq and is a predicted model, not a curated record. The coding region runs from base 1 to 528 and encodes 175 amino acids.
AUGCCGACUCUCACACCCCCCUCAGUCCCAGGGUUCAACCCGCCUCCUGGGUUUCCGACGUUACCUUCAUUUCCAUCGCUUGAGUCCGGACUUUGGCCGCCUUUUUCACUCCCAACAAGCGGCAUAUCGAUCAGUUCGAACCAAGCUCGAGGGCAGCACAGGGCGUCUUUGAAAACAAUCCUUAUUUCGGUGGGGGUUACUGUCGUGGCGAUACUAGGUUUCUUGGUGAUCCUGGGGGUAUAUUGCAAAAGACGCAAGCGACAACAUCUAGAGCAUGAUGAACAUAAAGCCCACCCCUUCACCGAAUCACCCUCAAUUACCCGGCAAUUAUCACAGCCUCCGGAUUCAUUUGAGGCUGCACAGAAGUAUAUUGAUGUGCUAGAAGACCGCAUAGAAAGAAUGCGACGCGAGGCAGCCUCAGAGAUGACUACUGCAGAAUCGCUAGUCGGCCCAACUAUGAUUUUACAAAGGCCUGCUGUUGGAGAGCCAGAAAGGGUUGCGCCUCCCCCCCAGUACGAGCCGAUUUAG